Molecule: messenger RNA, 1036 nt
Organism: Papaver somniferum (opium poppy)
Lineage: Eukaryota; Viridiplantae; Streptophyta; Magnoliopsida; Ranunculales; Papaveraceae
Product: transcription factor JUNGBRUNNEN 1-like
Exons: 3
Coding region: 365-1036 (223 amino acids)
Biological process (GO): regulation of DNA-templated transcription
Molecular function (GO): DNA binding
Source: RefSeq, a predicted model, not a curated record
GUCUUUUUAACGCAUCAGUCAUCAAGCCUUCGACUAGUACUAGUAAUUCGGUAAACAUUAUGUAGUGAGUGAAUUUAAAGCCGCCAUCAAAAUGAAGCAUUAGAGUGAAGUUCCAGAAAUGAAACGAGAAAUGAAACGAGAGUUCUCAGUCUAAUCAAACAACUAAAAACCGUAUAAUCUUCAAACGGGAGUUGUUGGUGUUUGAUUGUUUCUCAAAACUAUGUGCUGUUUCACUAUAAAUAUCAAGGAUUUGUCUGCUGACUGUCACGCAGUCAAUUUAACUCCAUUAAGUCGUUAGUGCACAAAUUCACAACAGCAAUCAGCAAAGUCUGUUCUUCAAGACAGUUGUUAGUUUAUUAUUAAUAUGUUUACAGACAUGUUUACAAUGAAUGUAACUUUACUGAUGCUUUUAAAUUUAUCAAGCAUACUGUUAGAAGAAACUACUGAUAGCGAUAAAUCGAAAAAUCAAGACAUAUACGCCAAUUUCAUUGAUUAUCCGACUGGCUUCCUGCUUGGUUAUAAAUUCCAUCCUACAGAUGAAGAAUUGGCAUAUUAUUAUCUCUCAAAGAAGGUUGAAAAUAAGCUUGAUUCAACUGAGUCAUAUGUGAUUCAAGACAUUGAUGCAUCUGAGUUUUACAGCAAAGCCCCAGAUAAAUUAGAUUCCAAGUAUUACGAAAACAAGGAGCAGUUUUUCUUCAUUCAUCACCGGGCGAAACAACAUAAUCCAGUCGCCAAGAUCAGACCGGUUGCGGAUGGAACAGGAUUCUGGAAUUGGGAUGGCAACUCAAAGCCGAUCAGCAGCUCCCAGCAAUAUUACUGGAAGAGUAAUCUCGACACUGCAUUUUCUGCUAUUAAAUCAACUUUGAAUUAUUUUCGAGGUCAGCCAUCGCCAGCACCAUCUAUGACGUCAAAGAAACCAAAGAAAACUCACUGGUCAAUGGAACAAUAUGAUGUAGACUCUAAUAAAGUGGCGAAAGACAAGUGCGUUAUCGGGAGGCUUAAACGUGGACAGGUCUACUAUGACGAUGCUGCUUAA